AUGUAUAUAUAAAGAUAUGAAGAUAUAGCAUAAAAUAUAGGCUUUAAUACUACUAUAAGUGCCCCUCAUAUGCAUGCUUUUACUUUAGAAUUAAUAAAAGGAUAUACCAAAACAGCUGUAAAAGCACUCGAUAUAGGAGUAGGUAGUGGUUGGAUUACUGUUGCUUUAUCAGAAUUAAUGGAAAACAAAGAUUCUAUAGUAUACGGAAUUGAUCAUUUAUAAGGAGUUUUGAAUAUAGCUAAGAAGAAUAUUAUUAAAAGCCAUAAAGAUAAACUUGAGAAAGGAAAAAUAGUACUCUGUUUAGGAGAUGGAAGACAUGGAUUGGAGGAUUUUGCACCUUUUGAUAUUAUUCAUUUAGGUGCAGCUGCUACUAUGAAAGCUGUAAAUAGGUUUAUUCAUUAAUUAGCACACGGAGGAGUAUUAGUUGGUCCUAUUAUUGUAGGAAGAGAAAGCUUUAAUUAAGAAUUCAUAUAAUUCAGAGAAGAAGAUGAAUAAGAAUAUUUCGAAAAUGAAAAUGACCAUAUUACAGUAGAACAAUAAAAUAUUAAUUUAGGAGAAAGUGAAGAAUAAAGUGAUGAAGAAUAUGAAGAAAGUGAAGAUAAUUUAUAUGAUUUAUUAGAUGGAAAUUCAGUUCAAAUAUCAUUAUUAUAAAGACAUAAUUAUAAUAAUAGAAAUAAUAAUAAUAAUGGUAAUGUUAAUAGUAAUAUUGAUAAUAAUAAUAAUAAUGGUGAAUAAUAAUAAUAGAGAGAAUAAUUAUAAAACGAUUUAAAUAAUAAUGAUGUUUAAGAUUAAUCUAAUGGAAGUAUAAGAGAAGAAGAAAUUCAAUAAUAAUGA
Molecule: messenger RNA, 834 nt
Organism: Ichthyophthirius multifiliis
Lineage: Eukaryota; Ciliophora; Oligohymenophorea; Hymenostomatida
Product: protein-l-isoaspartate, D-aspartate o-methyltransferase, putative
Exons: 4
Biological process (GO): protein modification process
Cellular component (GO): cytoplasm
Molecular function (GO): protein-L-isoaspartate (D-aspartate) O-methyltransferase activity
Source: RefSeq, a predicted model, not a curated record